Messenger RNA from Rubroshorea leprosula, 2135 nucleotides. The record is from the annotation of a GenBank genome assembly. NCBI's taxonomy places the organism in Eukaryota, Viridiplantae, Streptophyta, Magnoliopsida, Malvales, Dipterocarpaceae.
ACCCAAAUUUCCCUCUUCGCCGUUGAUCACAAACAUCUGUAUUCUUUUCUUCUCUUAAUCAAGCGGACCAAAAAAAAGUCGUCAGAUUGGAAUUCAAGAUGAAGUAGAAUAGUUUUCCAAUUUUCUUUUAAUAUUAUUUUUGGUUGUAAUAAAUUGAGGGGUGGAGUGAAGCUCUGAUUUUUUUGUUCAUAUAUGUAUUGUUUAUUUUGGGCACAAGAGAGUUAUUGGGUGAAUGAGCGAAAACCACUAAACGGCUAUAAUUGAUUGCAGAGGGCAAGCUGCCAUUGGAGGAGCUCCAGUGUUUUCCUUUUUCUUUGCGAAUUUGCUUUUCUGGAUAUUUUGGGGUCUGGAUUCCUUUGAUCUGGGUGCCAAAAAUCUCUGGAAAAUUCAAGGAAUCAACCCCACAUUUUUUCUUUUUCAAUUUUUCCAGCGGUAUUGGGUUCCUUGUCGGAAGUCUCUGGUGGGAUGUUAAUCAUGUCUGAUGGGUAUUCCAGUUCGAAGAAAACUGAUGAUAUAUGUCAAGAUGUCUGCGCUCAGCAUGCAACACGAGCAGCAUUGGCCAUGUCUAGAUUGCGGUGCAUUUUGCGGGGCUAUGAUGUGAAGACUUAUAUUGUUGUGUUCUUGAUUCUACCACUAGCCCUCUUUGGCUUAUAUUUGCAUGUACAGAAAGUCACCUACUUCCUAAGACCACUGUGGGAUUCUCCACCAAGGCCUUUCCGUGAAAUCCCUCACUUUUACCAUGAGAAUGUGUCAAUGGAGACCCUUUGUAACCUUCACGGGUGGAAAAUUCGUGAAUCCCCAAGAAGAGUCUUUGAUGCAGUGUUGUUCAGCAAUGAGAUAGAUAUCCUCAGAAUUCGAUGGAAUGAAUUGUAUCCCUAUGUAACAGAAUUUGUGCUCCUCGAGUCAAACUCAACAUUCAGUGGCCUACCAAAACCAUUGAUUUUUGCAACCAAUCGGCACAAAUUUAAAUUUAUUGAGCCUCGUUUGACCUAUGGGGUGGUUGGUGGGAGAUUCAAGAAAGGUGAGAACCCAUUUGUUGAAGAGGCAUAUCAGAGGGUUGCUUUAGAUCAACUUCUGAGAAGAGCAGGCAUAGAAGAUGAUGAUUUACUGAUUAUGUCUGAUGUGGAUGAGAUCCCUAGUGCCCAUACAAUUAAUCUCUUGAGGUGGUGUGAUGACAUCCCGCCUGUCCUUCAUCUUCAGUUGAGAAAUUUCUUGUACUCUUUUGAGUAUCAUAUAGAUAACAAGAGCUGGAGAGCCUCCGUCCAUAUUUACAGGUCAGGCAAGACUAGAUAUGCUCAUUUUCGUCAAGCUGAUAUCUUAUUAUCAGAUGCAGGGUGGCAUUGCAGUUUUUGUUUUCGCUAUAUUAGGGAGUUCAUAUUUAAGAUGAAAGCUUACAGCCAUAAUGAUCGGGUUAGGUUCUCUCACUUCCUCAACCCCAAAAGGAUUCAGGAUGUAAUCUGCAAAGGGGCUGACCUUUUCGACAUGCUUCCCGAAGAAUACACCUUCAAGGAGAUCAUUGGGAAAAUGGGGCCAAUCCCUCGUUCUUAUUCAGCGGUUUAUCUCCCCCAAUAUUUGUUGAAUAAUGCAGAGAAGUACAAGUAUCUCUUGCCUGGUAACUGUAAAAGAGGAAGUGGCUGAGUUCAUAGUAAGUGAGUUGUUUUAUUAAAGGUCAGAACCACUGAUGGGGCUUGCACCAACAAGGCUGCUAUUGGAUAUGUGGUGGCUAUGGUGUGCCUUUAGUAGAGCUAUACCAUUUUUCAACAUUAUGGGAUCUUCAAUUGUGAGGGGAAACUUCUUAUAUUCCUUUCCUGGGGUUGGGUUUCUUCUGAUAUGGAAGCAUGUCCAAUUUUCCCUGUAGAGUGCUUGUAAUGAAGAGAUGGAUAGAUUUACCAGUCUGGCACGUUUACAUGCCAUCUUGUGAAGAUAGAUGGAUAGUUCCCCUGAUCUAGAUUGACAUCUCCCUGGUUUCCUUUGAUGGGAAUUUUGUGUUGUUAGAGUAAUUUAUUAGCAUAUCCCACUUACAGAUGAAUCAUUGCUGGAUCAACUAUUUUUUCCUUUGAACAUGCAUUAGGAUUGUGGUCAAUCGUCAAUGUGCCUUUUCUUUUAUUGAAGUCGAAUGAAAUCUCCCUAACUCA